AAACCCAAAAAAAAAAAAAAAAAACAAGAGAGAGAGAGAGUGUGUGUGAGAGUGAGUUUACUCUCUCAAGGCUGCUGCUUGCAGGCUUGCACUGCCAUCAAAAGUUGUGGUUCCAAGUUUUAUUACUAAGAGAAACCUCCACCAUCAUCAAAGCCCUCCUCUUCUUUCUUUCAUUUGCUCUCUGUCUCUGUCUCUCUCUCUCCACCAAUCUUGAAGGAAAAACAAAGGCUUUAUCUUUGUUAAAGAGGGUAGUGUGAUUUUCAAGAGUUAAAGGAAGGAAGAUGAGAAAAGGUCUCAUCUUUAUCAUCUCUUAAGUUUAGCUAUAAUAGCAAUCCUAUUUCCUUUUACUUCAAAAUCAUUAUUACAUACUAAAAUAACAAAUCCCAUUCCAUUAUUAUUUGCCCUUUUCAACAAAGUCCACACUUUUACUCCUCACCCUCCCUCUCCCUAUCAUUUUUGCUCUUUCUCUCUAAAUACUCUCUUUCUCUCUCUUGAAAGUGUGUGUUUAGUAGUGCUUGCUUUAUUGUGUUUUUCUUCUCUUUUUCUUUUGAGUUUUUUUUUUUCCUUUCCUCCAUGGAUUCUUAUGAAGCUACUAAGAUGGUUUUUUCAAGGAUCCAAAGUUUGGACCCUGAAAAUGCCUCAAAAAUUAUGGGUUGCCUUCUUUUACAGGAUCAUGGAGAUAAGGAGAUGAUACGUUUAGCUUUUGGACCAGAAACCCUUUUGCAUAAUCUCAUCCUUCAAGCCAAAACCCAUUUGGGUUUUUCUUCUAAUACACCGUCAACACCUUCUACUCCUUCUUCACCUUCUCCUUUUAAUCCUACUUCUUCUAGACCCAGCUCCUUAUCCAUUUCCUCUUCAAGAAUCACGAGCAACAAUAACGGCUUUGACAUCACAAACCCAUCUUCACCUUCUUCAAAUUCUUGGCCUCUGUUGAGUCCGAAUACUACUUCUUCACUCUCUUAUGCUAGUAUUGUUAAUGGUACUAGUAAUAAUAACAGCAACACUGGCUCCUCAUCUUUAUCAUCUACUAUGUCAUUAUCUAAUGCUUUUCCAUAUUACAACAGCAAUAGCACUAACAAUAAUACCAGUAAUGAUCUCAUUGAUGAGUAUCAACUUCAGGACCACUUCUCUUUCCUCAAUGAUUCAAAGACCGAUGAAUUAUUUGAUCCUCGGUUGGAUUUAGCUAUGAGUCCAACUGCAUACGGUGAUACCCAUUUGCAUAGAAGAAGUUUUUCAGUUCCAGGCUUGUGUUUUGGGUCUGAAGAUGCAAAUUCUGGGCUUGGAUGGAAGCCUUGCUUGUAUUUUGCUAGAGGGUUUUGCAAGAAUGGCACCAGUUGUAGGUUUCUUCAUGGAGGGGAGUCAGGUGAUGGUGCUACUCUUGUUGGUUCACCAAGUAAACUCAGUGAGUUCGAACAGUGCCAAGAACUGCUUAGAUCAAAAGCUGCAGCUGCGCAGCAACAAAAGCUAGCUGCAGCCUCACAGUUUAUGACCGGUGCUUCUUUUCCUUACAACAAGUGCAUGAAUUUACUUCUUCAGCAACAAAAUGACACUCAGAGAUCGGCUGCAGCAGCUGCAUUGAUGAUGGGGGAAGAGCUUCACAAGUUUGGUAGAUGUCGUCCUGAAAGGAAUGAUUUUUCAGCAAUGGGACUGGGAGGGGCAAUGAACCCAGGUUCUAGACAGAUCUAUUUGACAUUUCCAGCUGAUAGCACAUUUAGAGAAGAAGAUGUUUCAAAUUACUUCAGCAUUUAUGGACCAGUGCAAGAUGUGAGGAUUCCAUACCAGCAGAAAAGAAUGUUUGGGUUUGUUACAUUUGUGUAUCCGGAAACAGUGAAGCUAAUAUUAGCCAAAGGGAAUCCUCAUUUUGUGUGCGAUUCGCGUGUGCUUGUGAAGCCUUACAAGGAGAAGGGAAAAGUUCCAGACAAGUAUAGAAAGCAGCCUCAUCAACAACAACAGAUGGAAAGGGGAGACUAUUCAGCUUGUUCAAGCCCUUCUGGGCUUGAUUCUAGAGAGCCGUUUGACCUCCACCUUGGAGCUAGAAUGUUUCAGAACACUCAAGAGAUGUUAUUGAGAAGGAAAUUAGAGGAACAGGCUGAGUUGCAGCAAGCUAUUGAGCUCCAAGGAAGAAGACUAAUGAAUCUGCAACUUCUUGAUUUCAAGAAUCAUAACCAUCAUCAAUUUCUUCAUGGUUUGUCUACCGGGUCUCCUGUGCCCUCCCCUACUCCCUCUCGCACUCCCAACAGUCAGACCCUCAUUUUUCAACCUGAUGGCAUUGAUCAAGAAGUUCCCGAAGAGAACGGUGGCAUCCCAGAUGCGGUGGCAUCUCGAAAUGGAGUUGCGGAUGGUGAACUGGAGGUGAAUCCAGUUAGUAAUCAUAGUAAUGGCAACAGCUAUAAUAGUAGUACGGAGGAGAAGAGCAGCACUGAAGAAAAUGAUCUCCGUGAAAGUUUGGAGCACAUUCUCCCUGAUAACCUGUUCACUUCUCCAAAGAAGUCAGCUGGUGAUAACACCGUCUUCUCCACUACUGCUUUGGAGGUUGAUGAUAAUGCUAUAACUUCGACUACAUCUUCUUCUAACAGUAACCUUGUAUUGCCCACAACUUCCACUCUCAAUAUGACUUCUCUUAAAACUUGUUUUCUCCAAAUUCCCAGGUUUUCUUCCGGGCAUGGAACCAUUGGCAUGUAGUUGGCAGAGAUGAGCAUGGCCAGCAAUGGGGAGAUUGACUUUGCUAGGAAAUAUUGGAAAGCAUGAUACAGGGAAGAAAAAAAAAAAAAAGAAAUCCUCUAGCUGUAUAGCCAAAAAAUCAUACCCACAACAAAGAAAAAGAUCUGUAGACAAGAUCUCAGCAAGAUCACCAUCAUCAUCAAUACAUACUACUUACAAUGAAUACAUAAUGCAUACAUAAAAGGACAGAUGAACUGAUAUAUGAGAGUGGGGUCUUUCUGUUUUUCCUCACUGUGUAGUACUCUCUCUGUAGGUGAGUUUGUGAGUGUGUGUGAGUGUGUGUUACCGUCUGCUGGACCACACAGCAAUAGCAGCAGCAGAAGAAGAAAGAAGAAGAAGAAACAAAAGGCUAGUAAUAGUAACUCUCUUAUCAUCUGUAAUUUAGUCUUUCUUUUUUACUUUUUUUUUUUUACCAUCUUUUGAUGUGAGAUUUAAAAAAAAAAGGUUGUUGAGCCUCCUAUAGAAAUUCAGGUUCUCUUCCUGGUGGAGAAGAAUAGUUCUAUGUCAUUAUGUGUACAGAAAUAGACCCCAAGAAGUUUAAAGAACUGUAGCAGAAGUAUAACUACUAUAUGGAUAUGGAGCCCAAAAGCGUAAAUUAAAUGACUGAAGUGGGGGAGGGUAAAAGCUGUCUCACUGUCACUCUUUUUCAAGUUUUUAUUGCCCUUGUUGUCACUGUUAUCUGUCAUCCAAUAGAUUAUGCAACAGGCAGAACAGAAAAGAUGUUAAAUUUUUUUUUUCUAUAAAGAAAAAAAGAUGGCUAAAGUAAAGAUUGUUCUUUCA
Molecule: messenger RNA, 3501 nt
Organism: Ricinus communis (castor bean)
Lineage: Eukaryota; Viridiplantae; Streptophyta; Magnoliopsida; Malpighiales; Euphorbiaceae
Product: zinc finger CCCH domain-containing protein 22
Exons: 9
Coding region: 574-2682 (702 amino acids)
Molecular function (GO): metal ion binding; RNA binding
Source: RefSeq, a predicted model, not a curated record